CAGCCGACCUAUAACUCGGGCAGGCAGUCGGUGCUGUACUCUCCGCCAGAGACACACAAUGAAGAGACGACAGUCAUGUUAAGCUUCUGAGUCAGUUAUAUGAGCAAACAGCAGAAGUCACGCUUCAAGAUGGAUUACAAAUAUGAUAAUGGAGUAGAACUGCUUUUGGCUCAUAUGAACCUUGAGGAUAUCAUCAACGCUGCAGAGAGACUGUAUAAGCUUGAAGAAGUAGAGGAAGAGGAGGACGGGGGCUUAUCAUUUGAAGAGGAAGGUCUCUCCCAGGAGGAGAUGGAUGAGAAUGAGGAGGUGGGGGACUCAGUUAGCUCUAGUGGUCAGCAGAAGGCCUUUGGGGUUGAUGGAGUAAGUGGUGUUCGCUACGGGACAGUAGCAGACCUCUUGUCCUUCGUCAACCUGCUCUCCAACAUGCAGACUGCAGCCCUGCAGGAUGUGCCUGAGGAGAUGGGAGUCCUGCUGAACAAGAAGGACAUGGCUGUGAAAAAAGGCCGCUACCGGAUAAACAUGGACGUGCUCCUCUUUCCAUGGAAAUUGACCUACAAGAAUUACGGCUGUGGCCUCGUGCCCAAGGGCUCAUUUGGGAAAGUCCACUUGGCUCAGGACACAAGCACCAGAAAAAGAAUGGCAUGCAAACUGAUCUCUAUGGAGAACUUCAAAGCAGCGGAGGUGGAGUUCCAGGCACGGUUCCACCAUGAGAACAUAGCUCAACUAUACGGCGCUCUGUUCUGGGAUCAGAGCAUCCACCUGUUCAUGGAGGCCGGAGAGGGCGGCUCGGUCUUGGAGAAGCUGGACAGCUGUGGGCCAAUGAGAGAGUUUGAGAUCAUCUGGGUGGCCAAGCAAGUCCUGCGGGGGCUGGAGUACCUGCACUCGAAUAAAGUCAUCCACCACGACAUCAAACCCAGUAACAUCGUCCUGAUGUCAGACAAGGCAGUGUUGGUCGACUUUGGUCUGGCAGUGCAGAUGACAGAGGAUCUAUACAUUCCCCGAGACCUGAGAGGAACAGAGAUGCAUAUGAGUCCAGAGCUGGUUCUGUGUCGAGGACACAACACUAAGACGGACAUCUACAGCCUGGGCACCACCAUCAUUCACAUGCAGACUGGGAGCCCUCCGUGGGUCAGGAGAUACCCACGCACCGCAUACCCAUCUUACCUCUACAUUAUCCACAAGCAGGCCCCACCUUUGGAGGACAUACCAGAAGACUGCAGCCUGGCAAUCCGCUCCUUCCUGGAGCGAGCCCUGGAGAGGAACCCUACCCUGCGUAGCUCUGCCUCUGAACUUUUAAAGCAUGAGGCCAUCAACCCACCAAGGGAAGAUCAACCACGCUGCUGGAGCCUGGACUCUGCCCUGGAGGAGGCAAACCACACCAUGCUACGUCAACAGAGCCAGCACCCCGACACCACACAGGAAUCUUCUCUGUACUCUGAAGACUCCGGUCACAUAAAAAGGAAGGGCUCCUUGUACAUUGACCUUGGUGCCUUGUCUGGUUACUGUAAACUCGUGACAGGGCCCCCCACCUCAGAAUAUGGCUAACACCGGACUGCAGCUCAAUAUUUGUGAAGCUGUACAUUUUUUCAUUUAAGUAUGGCCGACACUCCACUUCUGGAUGACCGGUAGAAUUUUUCAGAAGGAUGACCAGCUGCAGGCGACAUGGCUCAUCAAUGGACUGAAAUGUGUUUACAGGACACAAGAGACUUAAAAGGAAAGGUACUAGCUCAGUCUUGUUGCUGGAAAUAGACAACGCUGCAGGACAGUGGUUGAAAGAGAUGCAUUGUGUAUCAAUAUGUGUUUACUGUUAGCUAUUGGUUAUAUGUACAUGCUAUAAUGUAGAGUGGUAGUUAAUACAGUAAUUAAACAUGUGCUUUUUAUUUCACAGAUCGAUGGCUUAUAUAUAUGUUAAGCAUUAAAAUAGUUAGGCUAUCUUUAAAAGUAUGGAUGCACUCUGCUAACAUGUAUAAUUUGUAGUUCUUAGGGACUUCCUCUUGUUAAUUCCUAUGGAAUUUCAAUAGUAUGGUGAUAUGGUGAGUAUGGUGUGCAAAUGCAAAUAUAUGGGGUGCUUGUGAAAUCUGAUUUCUAUUUUGUACAUCCUGUGAGAUGAGGCCUGCUGUGCUGGUUUGAGCCUAAUUGAUGCAGCAUUUAUGAGAUACUUAUUUUAAAAGGGAAAAAAAUUAACCUUUCACUGAUUAGGACAACCAAUAUAGAAAAUAUCUGAAAUGCAAUCCAAUUGUUGCCCCCAUGACUCUUCAAAGACACUGUGAAUUAGCUAAAUUGAUACAUUUUGAGUAUGUUUCUGCACCUUCCUGCCUGAGUGUGCUGCAGACAGUGCUAAGAGUGUUGUAAACUGUGGUGAUGACAACCUUGGAAACUAUGUGAUAACACCAUUUCAAAAUCAACCUAAGCAUUUGUUGUCUUCAUAAUCAGUUCAUAGAGGGCGCACGUGUUCACGGAUACCAAAACAGGCCAUAGGUUCAAAUUGACUUUUUAAUUCAAAUAACUUUUGUGUUACUUGUGUUUUCUUCAGUACCAAAAGUUGCAAAUGCCAAAGUUUGAAAGUGUGUCAGUUAUUAUAAAUAAAUGCAAUAAAAUGAAAAUCCCA
Molecule: messenger RNA, 2608 nt
Organism: Labrus bergylta (ballan wrasse)
Lineage: Eukaryota; Metazoa; Chordata; Actinopteri; Labriformes; Labridae
Gene: map3k8
Product: mitogen-activated protein kinase kinase kinase 8
Biological process (GO): protein phosphorylation
Molecular function (GO): ATP binding; protein kinase activity
Source: RefSeq, a predicted model, not a curated record